UCGCACUCGGCCACAGUCGGUCGUCGCGUUUGUACACCGGUACCGCCUUCUACCGAAAACCGAAGUGAAGAAACCAAAAUUGAAUACCCAACAGCGAGAGUCGAGUCAAAAGUCGUAGUCGCAGUCGUAGUCGUAGUCGUAGUCAUAAAGCGUUUCGGCGCUAGACGAUCGCGAGAAUUGCUAUUGCUGCAGCUGAAAUGUGUCGCACAAGAUCGCUGCGUGUCGCGCUCAAUUAAAUACACAUAUUUUUUUAUUUCCUCCUAUUCUGUUCCCUUUUUUUUUUUUUUGUGCUUUUGCACCACAUCGUUGUGUUAUUUAUAUUUAAUUGUUUAAUAACAACAACAACAGCAAAGUUAAGUGCGAAAAGUGAAGUGGUAGUGGAGUUUUGCCGACGAGUGUGCACAAAAUUGGAGCAGGCUCCAGAGUUCUCCAGAUCGAGAGUUCCAGAGUUUCGAUUUGGGUGGCGUUGGCGUUCCCCUGGAAAAGAGCACGUACACAUUGCCGCGGAUUGGAGAACCCCCCCAUAUUUGGGUGCGGAGUCCACCACCUGUCGUUAAUUAAAUGUCAACAGAUUUGAAAGGAGUGGCGAAGGAAGAUCCAGCCGAGACCGAGGAACCAAAUGAAUUGGAUUCGGAACUGCGACCUUAAAUCCAGUAAUAAGCAAGCGAAAUUAUGCAAAAUGUUUCCCCGACUGUCGAAUAAAUCAUAAGAAACCAGGCAGAAGACACACUAAAACAGGGGAUCAACUGGUUAAGCGAAACAAAUCUCGAGGGACACAAACAAAAACGAAAAAGAAGGAAAAUGGUUAAUGCGGUGAUGGAUGCCAUAGCGCUGCUCAGCUCGCUGGCCAGCGACUUGGACAUAAUGCUAAACGAUCUUCGAUCGACGCCGAGUCAUGCUGCAACAUCAUCAUCGUCAUCGUCAACGACAACAGCAACAGCAACAGCAACAGCAACAAGCGCAACAACAGCAAUGCCAACGAGCCAGCAGCAACAUCAUCUCCAUAAUCAGCUGCCAAUGCAAUCACAUCAUUGGCAGGGCAUUAGCAAGAACAAGAAUAACAAUUGCAGUAAGAGUAAUAAUAAUAAUAACAAUAAUAAUAACAACAACAACAAUAAUUUGCCACACCCACCUGGUCUGAUCGACAUCAAACUGAAGUCGAUCCGAUCGGCGGCAACAACAAUAACAACCAGCGCGACGACAACAACCAGCAAUCAGUUGCAACAACGACGACGAGUGGCCCCCAAACCGCUGCCACGCCCCCCGCGACGCAGCCGCCCCCCGGCACCGAAGCAGGAGGCAGAGGGGGAGGAGGAUGGGGAUACGGACGCCAGUGACCUGGCCAAUUCGACCUGCCCGCUGAGCGCCAGUGCAGCGGCCACACGGAUCACCGGUCUCUCGCCGGAAGUGAAAAAGGUGCAGAGACUGCCCCUGUGGCAUGCUCGAAAUGGAAAUGGAAUUGGAGUCGCCGGAAAUGCCGCAAAUGGCGGAAACGGAAACACCACCCACUGCCACCCAACAGCGAACUGCGUCCCCCUGCAGCGACGUCUGCCGGUCCAAGGUCAUCAGCAGCGAAUUCUGACCCAUCGAUUUCACCAUCAUCGACAUCAGCAUGGAACAAGUGAACCGCUUCCCUCUGCUGGUGCCACGCCCUCGUCUUUGGAGGCGUCCUCUGUGGAUGCCGGCAAUUCCCACGGUGGCAACAACAAUAACAUCAACAACAAUCACAAUGGCCAGCAACAGUCACAAAAAUCUCAGCAACAGGCGAGCCUCAACGCCAUCAGCAGCAAACUGAAUGUCCUGGCCCAGUCCACUCUCAAUAACAACAAUACGAGCAGUCAGUCGGGAUCCAUGACACCAGCCUCAAAUCGCACGGGCCUGGACUCGAAUCAAAACCAAAAUCAAAACGCAGGCAGCCGCCGGAGCAGCAGCCUCGAUCCGGAUGUGGAUGAUGUCGUGGAUGCGUCCCACGGCGGAGCCUUCGAUGAUGACAUGCAGGCCCUCCUGCCCAAGUGCUCGCGUCGGUCCCGGGAUGAGCUCAGUCAGUCGCGCACAUCCUUGGUGUCGAGCUCGGAGGGUGGCAUCCUGGCCGAGGGCGAGACGUCCAGCGAGGACGACGAGGAGGAGCCCGUGGAGGCGGAGGACGAGGACGAUGGCGAGGAGAGCAGUCGCGAUUCCAGCGACAACUCGCCGCCCUGCGACCUGGGACUCAUGGAGCGCCUCCUGCUGACCCAUCCGAUGUGGUUCCUGCCGGGCAUCCAGCGAUCCGGGGCCGUUCAUCUGCUCCAGGGCAAGGAGGAGGGGACCUUCAUUGUACGUGGUUCCAGUCAGCCCAACACGAUGGCAGUUUCGGUGAGACUUCCCCAGGACACGGGACCCUACAUCGAGCACUAUCUCAUUCAGUCGCACGACAAUGUCCUCAGCCUGGAGAGCUCCCGUUUCACAUUCGGCUCGAUUCCUCUGCUGAUUGCCCACUACGCGCAAUGUUGCGAUGAGUUGCCGGUGCAGCUGAUGUUGCCGCGUGUCCUGCGGGAGGCGAACAACCGGAAGAAACUCAGCUCGUUGGCCCUGCUUGGCCAGGAGUUCUGGAGCUAUGCCAGCAGUCCGGCCCUCCUCGGUCCACCCACGCCGACGGUGGCUCCCGCAAAGGAUCAGCACCACCUGCUGGAUGCCAAGUCGCCGCUGUCGCUGACCGAAACCAGUGGCCUGGGCACGGCCACGUUUUUCAGCGAUGCCCUGGCCAAGCCACCGCCCACCGGGGCCCCGCCCCUUCCGGGCAGCAGUCUCUUCAGCCCCACCGGCAGUGGCCAGCUGCUGGGCUUCUUCAGCCAGGCGGGCACUCCGUCGGAUACCACAAACUCGAGCCUGAGUUCCUUCACCACCAGCGGGGGUCAGCAUCUGCAGCUACUGAGUCCGAAUUCCGUGGACUCGGUGAUACUCACCAUGUCGCCGGUGGACAAUCCGGGGCAUUAUUUGCCGGGAUCUGGCUCUCUAGCACCCAUUUGCCCCUUGGUGGGUGACCAGCAGCUGAGCACCUUUAAGGUGGCCCAAACAGCGACGGAACAAGUGGAUCAAGUGCGUCCGCAGCGACCGAAGCCACCGAAUACAUUGAAUCUCAAGCCACCGGCGCCACCGAUGCGAUGGUCCAAGCCGCACUCACCGGAUCAUCAGAGUGCGGGCGGAAAUGCUAAUGGUAAUGGUAAUGGUAAUGGAAAUUUCACGGUCACCACCACGGUUACCUUUUCGAUGGAGAACGGCGUGGGCGGUGGAGGCAGUGGUGCGGCCGGAAAUGGCAAUGGCAAAUUCGUGGAGGUGACCACACCGGCGGCCAGCAAUCCCUUCAACGCACUGCUCAACGGCCAGGCCAGCACUUUUCAGACAUUCGCCAAGCGACUGUCGCCGGAGGGCGAGUGCAAGGACACUCUCUCCUCGCAGGGAUCCUCGUCGAACGAUGGCCGCUGGCCGCCCACGGGUCGCAAGCUGCUCGCCUCCCCACUCACCCCGUUGACGCCCAGCGGUGGCAGCAGCAGCAGCGGUGGCAAGACCAGGAAAUCCCGCGCUGGCAAGGAGUCAAAGCACUACAAGGAGUCGGACAUCCUGGAGAGCCCGCCGCAACAGUACUGCGCCAGUGCGCUGAGCGACAAGAUCAGCGACUACGAGGACGUCUGGUCACACGAUCCCAGCGACCGGGCCAGCCUCCUGACCACUUUCCGACCGGCCCCCGAUUCGAUGGGCGGCGUGAUGAACCGGCGGCCCGAUCUGCUGGCCGAGACACCGAGCACACCCACACCGACGCAGUCGUCGCACCUGACGCCCUGCGAGGAGGAAACCACAGUCACGCCCAACGAAAGCUCGAGCCAAUCUCUGCUGCAGUUCCCGGGCGAUAUUCCAGCCCGUUCCCGAGCCGGUCUGCUCCUAGCGAAUCUACCGGGUGGUCAGGCGCCAGCAGGCACAAUGACCCAAUCCCUGACGGCGGCCGUCGAAGAUGAUGGGGGCGAUACCACGCCCACGGCCGAGGGACAGAGCCACGGAGCCAGCAGUCGCAGCAAGCAGGGCAGCCCCUUCUACGCGGAACCGGCGGAUGCACUGCGUCAGGCGGGCCUGACCAGCGCAGCCACCGCCAUCCUGAGGAGGCCGCCUCGCAGCCAGGCGCUGCACGCCAGCCAAAGACACUCGGAACCACUGAAACCGGGCUCCGGAAUUUCGGGUAAUGGGGCAAUGUUGCAGCCCAGCGAGCUGGAGAAACUUGCCGGAAGCCUGGACGAGCUGAAGCCCAAGCCGAAGGUUAGUCAGCUCCAGCUCCAGCUGCAACAGCAGACACAACAGCCAACCAAGCGGCCGCAGAAACGGACCGACCAAUGGCCACUGGACAGCAGCUGGGAGUUCAUGGCCAAGCAGGAGACGGGAAGCCAUGCUGGCGGGGACUACGAUGCGGCGGUCAUCGACUGGCAGGAGAAGGAGAACUCGCUGGGCAGGGAGGGCAGUCGGAAGCGCACGCUGACCAUCCACCAGAUCAUCGCCAAGCGACUGCCCGACCUCAAUUUGCCGGAACUGGUGCGCUGCUCACCGCCACUGCAGCCGCAUGUCCUGGGACAGGAUAAGGUCGGACUCGGAAUCGGACUCGGAACUGGGCUCGGAUUUGGAGUGGGAGUCGGGGGCAGCGAUGGCAGCCAAAACGGUUGCAGGCUGUCCUCCUACGACAACGUCUUCUGCCAGAACUCAUUCGGCGGCAUCGAUUCGGCCCAGUCCGACGAUGGAACCAUCUUCUCGGAGCCCUGGGAUUCGUCCCAGUGGGACACCUUCAUGCCCCACGAUGAUGCCACCAUCAACUCGGACACCAUCCAUCUGUCCAAGUGCCGACCCGCGCUCUCCGAGGACGACACGAUCAUUGAGGAACUACAAAGCACCAAAGACGGCAGCAAUGCCAGCUGCAACCAGGACACACUCAAGGCCAACCGGAACGGUGCUGGACACCACAAGCCCAACAAUGCGGGCCACAAUGGCAAGGCCAACAGUCGAACCAAAGUGGCCACAAUUCUGCGAAACCCCAGCAUGCGGGAUCGUGAAGUCUUAUGUCACCCCCGCAACAAGAUGAGCCUGCAGAGCAGUGGUCCCGGCGAUUCCCUGCGAGCCUACACCCUCCAGCUGGCCCAGGAUCCCAGCUCCACGUUUGCCCGCAACAUCGAGAACUUCAUUUGCUGCACGAAGGAGUCGCGCGAGGCGGCACCGCAAGUGGUGAUGCGCAACAUGCGCCAGUUCAUGAGCGGCAUGAAGAACUAUCUGGUGAAGCACGGCGAGGGCAAGUUCCAUGCCGAACUGGAGACGGCCAGGGCGCGACUGAAAUCCGAUGAGUUCCUCAAUCUGGAUGCCAUGCUGGAGACGGUGAUGCAUCAGCUGGUGGUGCUGCCGCUGCGGGAGCAUCUCUACGGCAUCUUCGUGGAUCACUACCAGCGCAGCGAGGACAUUCAGCUGUUGGCGCAGAAUGUGCGCUAUGCCUGCGAACGGGAGGCGGUCGACUUCGGGAUCAGGGCCACGGUCACGCCGCCAUCGCAGGCCGCUCUGCGGCUAAUUGCCAACCUGCUGUGGCGACUCCAGGAGGCCGAGCUGCCACUGGACAAGCUGGAGCUCUUCCUGUGCGUCAUCUCCACGGUGUUCGAUGCCACUGGGUGUCCGCGUGGCCAGCAGCUGGGCGCCGACGACUUCCUGCCCGUCCUCGUCUAUGUGGUGGCCAAGUGCGGCUUCGUGGGCGCCGAAAUCGAGGCAGAGUUCAUGUGGGGCCUGCUGCAGCCGACGCUAUUGAACGGCGAGCCGGGCUACUACCUGACCGCCCUCUGCAGCGCCGUCCAGGUGCUCAAGACCUUCAUGGCCUCCGAGGGCGAGAGCGGCACCGGAUCCCUGGACUGGCGCUCCAGCUGCCUGCCCGCCUGCUCCAGCGUGCUGCGCGUGAUCAUCCCCGACGAGUGCAACGGAUCGCUGCAGACGAGGACGUUGCCGGUGCGACCGCACACCACCACGCGCGAGGUGUGCCGCAUCAUAGCGCACAAGGCGCGCAUCACGAACCCGCAGGACUACGCCCUCUUCAAGCUGGUCGACGGCGAGGAGACGCUGCUGACGGACGCCGAGUGUCCGCAGGAUGCCCGUCUGGCGGCCAAGGGGAAGCACUGCAUGCUGGCCUACAAACGGAUCGAUGCCAAGAUCGCCUGGCCCACUGCCCAGCUGGCAGGACACUGAUUCAUUGAUUCACUGGUCCACUGAUCCAAUGAUCCAAUGAUCCACUGAUCAAAUGAUCCAAUGAUUCCCUAGGGACAUAUAUACAUAUUGCCCCAACACAACCCGCCCCUCUCUUGCUCACUAACCAAGCAUAUUUGAUUAAUAAUUUAUUAUUAUUACAUUAAAAUAUACUUAGUAGCAUGUAAGUAAAGCUAAUUAAUGCUAAUUAGAAAGCAUCUAAUGUGUACUAAACAUCAGUAUUGAGUUAAGUGUGUUUUUUUUUCCAAUCAUAUGUUUUUUUUUUGCUAAUAAAUAUACUAUGCGAAUAAUA
Molecule: messenger RNA, 6541 nt
Organism: Drosophila elegans
Lineage: Eukaryota; Metazoa; Arthropoda; Insecta; Diptera; Drosophilidae
Gene: spri
Product: protein sprint
Exons: 10
Coding region: 802-6231 (1809 amino acids)
Biological process (GO): signal transduction; vesicle-mediated transport
Cellular component (GO): cytosol; endocytic vesicle
Molecular function (GO): small GTPase binding; guanyl-nucleotide exchange factor activity
Source: RefSeq, a predicted model, not a curated record